Effrenium voratum is the source of this 2031-nucleotide messenger RNA. The record is from the annotation of a GenBank genome assembly. Lineage: Eukaryota; Dinophyceae; Suessiales; Symbiodiniaceae.
AUGGCAGAGCCAUCCGCUCCCAAGCGGGUGAACCGUGCGAGGUUCAAGAUCCCCUCAGAGAAGGGGACCGUGGCAGCUCCAAAGUCUGAAGCCAAGCAGCCGGAUCAGGUGACUGCGCCGGCACCGGCCGCGAAGCAGAAGGAGGCGCCUGCGCAGGCGCCCAAGCCGGCACUGCCGGAGCCGGUGUCGGCGGCUUCUGCUGCAACGCCGCUCCGGAACUUGGCGGUGUCCACCGAGAGCGCGAAUCCCUUGCAGGGCAAGAUCAUAUGCUUUGCCAGCGACGUGUUCUCAAUACCACAGGCGGAAGUGGAGCGCAGGGUGGAAUUGGCUGGGGGGAAGAUUGGAAGUGCGCUUUCGCAGCGCACGUCCUUUCUGGUUCUUGGUGGAAAGCUGCCAGAUGGUCGUCCUGCCAGAGAAUCUGCAAAGUAUCAGAGGUUUUUGGACCUGCAGAGGAAAGGCACCGUUGUCGCAGAAGUGGUAGAAGAGGAGGAUUUCCUGAAGCUAUUGCCAAAGGAGGCUAAGCAUCCAGAAACGAAAGGGGAAGCCCAGAACCCGCAAAAGCAGGCGAAGCCGACUCAGAAUCCCUUCAACUGGGUGGACAUUUUUGCCCCCUUCCAGCUUAACCAGCUGUUGGGGAACAAUGCUGUCAUCCAGCGUCUGUCGGAUUGGCUCAGAGACUGGGAGGAGGUUGUACUUCGGGGCAAGAAGAAAGCUGUUUCCUUUCAACCUGGCCAUGGUGCUCCAGAGAACAUCAAUGCGAGAGCCGCCCUUGUCAGUGGCCCCCCGGGCGUGGGGAAGACCACUGCGGCGAGGCUGGUGGCCCAACUCCAUGGCGCCUACGAGGUCCUGGAGUACAAUGCUUCAGAUGCCAGGAGCCAGAAGGUCAUCCAGGACAUGGCAGAUGGGAUUGCCCAAAAUUCCGCGAUUUCCUUCCCAGGAUCUGGAAGCAAGAGGAAAGCAGUGAUCAUUAUGGACGAGGUUGACGGUAUUGGCGCUGGUGAUAGGGGUGGCAUUGCUGCAUUGAUCAAAAUGAUCAAAACGACUCGAAACCCAAUCAUAUGCAUUUGCAACGAUCGGCAGCACCAGAAGGUGCGCAACUUGGCAUCAAGCUGCUAUGACUUGAAGUUCAGCAGGCCUGCCAAGGCCGCAGUGGCGCAGAGGUGUGCCGAUAUCGCCAGGCGUCAAGGCCUCAAAGUGGACCUCCGCUCGCUGGAGGCCCUGGCCGAGUCCUGUGGCUGCGACAUGAGGGUGGUUCUGAACCAGCUGCAGAUGUCGGGUGGCAGCUUGGGAGGCAAAGACCAAGAGGUCAUGCUUGGUCCCUUCGAAGCGUGCCGCAAGUUACUCAAUGCAUCAGAGGCUGCCCGCACUAGCUUCGACGAGCGGCAAAAUUUGUUUUUUGUGGACUACUCCAUGGUGGGCUUGCUCAUUCAGGAGAACUACUUGAGGUCAAUGGAGCGAAAACGGGCAGACCUACAGGUGCUGAACCGAUGUGCAUAUUCUGCGGAUCUCAUGACAGUGGGUGACAUCUUCAACCAGCGCAUCGGAGCGGCACAGGAAUGGGGCCUUUUGCCGCACUGCGCAGUGGUCUCCUGUGCGUAUCCGGCAUGGGUCACCAAUGGGGUGCUGGCUUAUCCAAGCUUCCCGGCUGCCCUCGGCAAGAUGUCGACUCUUUCGCGGUCUAGGCGACUUGUUAUGGAGCUGCAGAUGCACCUGCGCCUUUCAGCAACAGUUGAUGGCAAGGGAAUGAUGACGUCUUCAUAUGGAGAACUUCUUUACAGGCGCCUGCUGGAACCCUUGAAGAAAGGCAAUAUCAAGGAGACGGUUGGCUUGAUGGAUGCUUAUGGCCUUCGCCGCGAGCACUUGGUGGAGCACCUCACAGAGUUGCGACAGCACGUGGGCAGUCAGGAUGAGUUCAAGCAGGUGGACUCGAAGGUGAAAGCUGCCUUGACGCGGGAGCUCAACUCUGGCAGCCACGCUGUCAAGGUCCCGGUUUGGCAAUUGGGCAGGUUUCAGGGCAGCUUGCCGGUUUGA